Molecule: messenger RNA, 1018 nt
Organism: Xenopus laevis (African clawed frog)
Lineage: Eukaryota; Metazoa; Chordata; Amphibia; Anura; Pipidae
Gene: lhfpl1.L
Product: LHFPL tetraspan subfamily member 1 L homeolog
Exons: 4
Coding region: 419-1018 (199 amino acids)
Cellular component (GO): membrane
Source: RefSeq, a predicted model, not a curated record
AGUUGAGGGAUUCUGAAUACAUGUAGGAGACAUUCCUUUGAUCUGAUCUGAUAAAUAUUCUGCUGCUGGACUAAGAACAUUCAGUUGCAAGAAGAAAACAUUGCAAUAAAAGUGUUUUAUAGGAGAGUGUGGGAGAGAUGAGCUGAGCUACUGUCUCCAAGACUGUGCCUUUAUGGGCCUCCCAAGGGAAAAUAAAUUUAUGCCUCAGGAUGUGUUCUAAGCGCACACAGACUCUGUCCAAGUCUCAGGCAUGACAUAUUAGAAGAGGAAAAUACAUUUAAGACCAUUGUGCAACACUAUCAACAAGCAAAGGAAAAUGUGUGUCAGCCAUAACCAAGUUCCCUGAGAUUGCUAACUCUUGCUCCGUUCACUCACUGAAAGCAAGUAUAAUUGUACUGCUAACUAUCAGCUGGGAGGGAUGGCAAGCAGUCUGACCCAUGCUGGAGCUGUGUGGGCACUUCUGUCUUUGCUCUGUGCUGCUCUGUGUAGCACCAGCUUCUUUAUGCCCUACUGGCUGUUUGGCUUACAGAUGGGGAAACCGGUUUCCUUCAGCUCCUUCCGCAGAUGCACAUAUCCCACCCAAACAGGGGAAAAGAGUGUAGUUAUGGUGGAGGAGUGUGGAAGAUACGCCAGCUUUCAUGCCAUCCCCAGUCUAUCCUGGCAGAUCUGCACCUUGGUGAUCAGCAUUGGCUGUAUCUUGCUCCUUUUGGUGUCCCUGGCUGCGAUUCUGGGCUGUUGUAUUACAGAUCUCAUUUCCAGAAUGACAGGACGGUUUCUAGGAGCAGCACAGUUUGUUGGAGGACUUCUCAUUAGCUCGGGGUGUGCCCUUUACCCCUUGGGGUGGAACAGCCCUGAAAUCCAACAAGCGUGCGGGAAUGCUUCCAGUCAAUUCCAUUUAGGAACUUGCAGACUUGGCUGGGCCUACUACAGUACCGGAGCUGGGGCUGCAGCCACAAUGCUUAUCUGCACUUGGCUUUCGUGUUUUGCUGGAAGAAAUGGCAAAUCAUCCCUUUACUGA